CGCUCCUCCCAGUGCCCUGCCCCUGUCUUAGGGGAAACCGAAAGUGAAAUAGGGACCUGGUGGCCACAGCGAGUUCCCAGAAAGUGAAGCAGGGGCCAGGCAACCUACACCGAGACCCCAAAAAGGUCUUUCCCUUCAAGGUCUCCAUAGCGCUGCAUACCAGGCACACCAUCCCAUGGCCUCAUCAGAGCCCUUGGCAAAGAUGUGGGAGGAGGUAACAUGCUGUAUCUGCCUGGAUGCCAUGGUGGAACCUGUGAGCAUUGACUGUGGUCACAGCUUCUGCCAGGAGUGUAUCUCUCAAGUCGGGAAAAACGGAGGUGGUGUCUGUCCGACAUGCCGGCGGUGCUUUCUGCUUAAGAAUGUCAGGCCCAAUUGGCACAUAGCCAAUGUGAUGGACACACUCAAACAAAUGAACCAGGAUGCCGAGGAGAAAGCACCAGGGGAACGGUGUGUGGUGCAUAGAGAGAGGCUUCUCCUGUUCUGUGAGAAAGAUGGACAGGCCCUCUGCUGGGUGUGUGACCAGUCCAUGAAACACCGAACACACAACAAGAUCCCUAUUGAGGAUGCAGUUCAGGAAUACCAGAGGAGGAUCCAAGUAGCAUUACAGAAACUGAGACAACAGCAGGAACUGGCCGAGAAGUUGGGAGUAAAUAUUGCAGCGAAGAGAAUAGACUGGAAGGAGAAAGUUGAGACACACAAAUCGAGGAUUCAUGCAGAGUUUGUGCAGCAGAGAAACUUCCUGGUUGAAGAGGAACAGAGACAGAUACAGAAGCUGGAAAAAGAUGAACGUGAACAGCUGAGAAUUCUGGGGGAAAUGGAGGAAAAACUCAGCCAACAGAGCCAGGCCCUGCAGGCACUAAUCUCAGAACUGGAAUGGAGGAGUCAGGGCUCCAGGACGGAACUGCUGCAGGAAGUGACAAUUGUCCUGGAAAGGAGUGAGUCCUGGAACCUUGCAAACCUGGACAUUGCCCUCCCAUCCCUGAAUAGUGUGUGCUGUGUGCCAGGGCUGAAGAGGAUGCUGAGGACGCAUGGAGUAUACAUCACUCUGGAUGGAGACACAGCCAACGAGUGGCUUGUCCUUUCAGAAGAUCGGAGGCAAGUGAGGUUUGGACAUGUCCGACAGAACGUGGCUGGAAAUGAGGAGAGGUUCGAUAAUUACCCUGUAGUCCUGGGUACCCAGAGUUUCAAUUCUGGAAAAUUUUACUGGGAGGUAGAUGUAACAGGAAAAGAGGCAUGGGACCUAGGAAUUUGUAGAAACUCUGUGCAGAGAAAAGGGAUUUUCUUGUUCAGCCCUGAGAAUGGCUUCUGGACAAUUUGGUUGUGGAAGAAAGAACAGUAUCACUCUGGCGCCUGCCCCGACACACCCCUCCACCUUCAGGUGUCUCCACGCCAAAUCGGGGUUUUCCUGGACUACGAGGCUGGUGUCGUCUCCUUCUACAAUAUCACUGACCAUGGUUCCCUUAUCUACACCUUCUCUGACUGUGCCUUUGCCGGACCUGUACGGCCCUUCUUCAAUCCUGGUUUCAAUGAUGAUGGAAGAAAUGCAGCCCCUCUGACCCUCUGUCCACUGAAAAUGUGAUGAUCAGGAUCCACUGUGGCUGGCUUUCUCAGGAUGCUGCUAUCCGCUCCCAUUGGUGCCUCUUCUCACCACAGACCCUGCCUCUCUUUCCCAAGAAAGAGCCACAUUGUCUCUGCAGAGCUGUCGGGAUCCCAGCCAGCAGGCUUUAGGAGGGAGGUCGCUGAAAGUCUUCUUACGCCGGGAGGAUCGCUGCAAAUUCAGAGGUAGCCUGGGCUACAAUAGUGAGUUGAAGGCCAGACUAAAUUAUAUAGGGGGACCUUGUAUCAAAAAACUAGAAAAUAAACAAGUACACAUCAAAAGACCUUCAACAUCAAUAUGCCUGCUCUAGGUUGUUUCAUGAUUCCCUCUAGUGAAACAUACUGUGUAUUUGGCCCAACCUCAUCUGGGUCAGCUAAAGACGUUUCUGCCUCCUUCCUCAACUUGUUUGUUCUCUGUAUCUCUUCAGUUGCUUACCUAUGGUCAGAUCUGUGUUACAGCUUUCAUGGUUUACAAAAGGGCUUUCAGAAUAAAAAUUCUGCCUCUCUA
Cavia porcellus (domestic guinea pig) is the source of this 2104-nucleotide messenger RNA. It is a transcript of the gene Trim21, whose product is annotated as tripartite motif containing 21. NCBI's taxonomy places the organism in Eukaryota, Metazoa, Chordata, Mammalia, Rodentia, Caviidae. The transcript is spliced from 7 exons. The record is from RefSeq and is a predicted model, not a curated record. Gene Ontology annotation, molecular function: zinc ion binding; protein homodimerization activity; protein kinase binding. Bases 176 to 1579 code for a protein of 467 amino acids. Gene Ontology annotation, biological process: positive regulation of autophagy; protein polyubiquitination; regulation of viral entry into host cell. Gene Ontology annotation, cellular component: nucleoplasm; cytoplasm; cytosol.